AUGCAUCAUACACUUUAUUUUUUAGGUAAUCUUUUGGAAUUAUUAGAAUUUCAAAGUGCAGAAAAUGAAUUAAUUAGAAAAAAAUUAAGUACAUUAAAAUAUACUUAUCAUUCAAGUCAAAAUGAGAUAUUAUCAAUAAUACAAGAACAUAUAUUAUCUCGAAUUGUAUCUGAAAUUAAAAUUUCCAAAUAUUAUUCAAUAAUGAUUGAUGAAACAACUGAUAUAUCACGUCAUCAACAGGUUUCUCUAGUAAUUCGUCUUACUGAUGAUCAAUUUAAUGUUUAUGAACGUUUUAUUGGCUUUGAACGAGCUUCUGAUACAAAUGGACAAGGUUUGUUUGAUCUAUUAUUGGAAUGGUUAAAAACACUCGACUUAGAUAUUACAUAUGUUGUUGGAUAA
This is a messenger RNA of Rotaria sp. Silwood2, 399 nucleotides long. Lineage: Eukaryota; Metazoa; Rotifera; Eurotatoria; Philodinida; Philodinidae. The record is from the annotation of a GenBank genome assembly.